Messenger RNA from Aphis gossypii (cotton aphid), 3203 nucleotides. RefSeq lists its product as uncharacterized. Bases 151 to 2949 code for a protein of 932 amino acids. Lineage: Eukaryota; Metazoa; Arthropoda; Insecta; Hemiptera; Aphididae. The record is from RefSeq and is a predicted model, not a curated record. The transcript has 2 exons.
AUAAACACGUCAGUGUAUCAUAUAAAUUCAAGCAGUUUGUUUAACUAAUACCAUUCAGUAAAUUAAACUUAGAGCAAUAAAGUCUAUGUGAAUAGUUUUUAAUACAAUAAUUCUUUAAAAUUUAUUAGCAAAAAUAACUUAAAUAAAAAUAUGCAAACAACAUUUAAUGUUUGCAAAUUAUAUUUGCUAUUAUGUCUUGGUUUAUCAACAAACGCCAGUCCAAUAUUAAAUGGAUUAAAAACAACAUCAUCUGAUUAUCAACAGAGCAGUUUAUCAUUAGAAAAUGAACCUACGUUUCCUCCUACCACAAAUUUUGGAAAUGUGAAAACCAAAUCUAAUUUACAGACGGUUUCAGAAGUUGACCAAAGUCUGAAAAAUACUCCAGGUAUUACCACAACAUACAGAGAUCAAAAUGGAAAUCUUGUAACUCAGGUAAAAAAAGAAAUUUUUAAUAAAGAUAAUGGCCAAAGCUCUCAUACAUUUGAAAUGCAAGAGAGUAAACAACUUCCAAAUGGGUAUUCAAAAAGUUUCAAAAAAGAAUAUUCGUCAUCCAGCGUAAAUGGACCUCAACCUAUUCUAUUUGUUCAAAAACCAUUGAACACAGAAAAAUAUUACAAUAGUGAACAAUUAUCAAAUGGAGAGUCAAGUUCAUAUGGAUCUUUCCAAAAUUAUCAAGGACAAUCGAUACCUGCUAAUAUAGGAAACAUAGGAAUCAAAUCAAAUUUUAAGUCAACUGUUGAUCAAAGUUUGACAAAUGUACCUGGGAUUACAUCAACAUUUAGAGACCAGAAUGGAAACAUAGUUACUCAAGUAAAAAAAGAAAUUGUUACCAAUAAUGAUGGUCAAAAUGGUCAUGUAACAGAAUUCGAAGAAACAAAACAACUUCCAAAUGGAUAUUCAAAAAGUUUCAGAAAAGAAUAUUCGUCAUCUAGCGUAACAGGACCUCAACCUACUAUAUUUGUUCAAAAACCAUUGAACACAGAAAAAUAUUACAAUAGUGAACAAUUAUCAAAUGGAGAGUCGAGUUCAUAUGGAUCUUUUCAAAAUUAUCAAGGACAAUCGAUACCUGCUAAUGUAGGAAACAUAGGAAUCAAAUCAAAUUUUAAGUCAACUGUUGAUCAAAGUUUAACAAAUGUACCCGGGGUUACAUCAACAUUUAGAGACCAGAAUGGAAAUAUAGUUACUCAGAUAAAAAAAGAAAUUGUUACCAAUAACGACGGUCUAAAUGGUCAUGUAACAGAAUUUGAAGAAACAAAACAACUUCCAAACGGAUAUUCAAAAAGUUUCAGAAAAGAAUAUUCAUCAUCUAGUGUAGUUGGUAUUCCUCCAACAUUAAUUAAAGUAAAUACUACUGAGAAGAAUAUGUAUUCACCACAAAAAUUCACACAAAAGGAAACAGAAAAAUUUAAUGGUUACAAUACAUUUUUUAACAACCAAAAGUAUACAUCAGAUCCAAACAGCCCAAUUAAUUCUCAAGUAUUUAACAAUAAAAAACAAUCAUUAGAAACUACUGGUUCGUCAUUUGGUCAUAGCACAACAGAUCAAAUUGACUGUGAAGAAGGAUCCUCUAGUACUUCUUUAACAAAUCAAAAUUUUAAACAACAAACAAUUAACACACAUUUUUUGCCAGUUAAUCAACAAGUACCAGUUAAUAACAAUCCUUAUUCAACACUAACACAAGAGAAAGUUGGUCAACAAUCCGUAAAUUUACAUGGAUAUUCACAACCAUCUCAAAUAGGACAACAGUCUGUAGACAUUACUAAUUCAUAUGUACCAAAAAAACCAAGUGGUCAAAAAUUUGAAAAAAUUGAGUCAUUUUCCACACAAACACAAGAGGAAGUUGGUCAACAAUCAGUAGAUUUACACGGAUAUUUACAACCAUCUCAUAUAGGACAACAGUCUGUAGACAUUACUAAUUCAUAUGUACCAAAAAAACCAAGUGGUCAAAAAUUUGAAAAAAUUGAGUCAUUUUCCACACAAACACAAGAGGAAGUUGGUCAACAAUCAGUAGAUUUACACGGAUAUUUACAACCAUCUCAAAUAGGACAACAGUCUGUAGACAUUACAAAUUCAUAUGCACCAAAAAAACCAAGUGGUCAAAAAUUUGAAAAAAUUGAGUCAUUUUCCACACAAACACAAGAGGAAGUUGGUCAACAAUCAGUAGAUUUACACGGAUAUUUACAACCAUCUCAUAUAGGACAACAGUCUGUAGACAUUACUAAUUCAUAUGCACCAAAAAAACCAAGUGGUCAAAAAUUUGAAAAAAUUGAGUCAUUUUCCACACAAACACAAGAGGAAGUUGGUCAACAAUCAGUAGAUUUACACGGAUAUUUACAACCAUCUCAAAUAGGACAACAGUCUGUAGACUUAACAAGUAAUUUAGAAGGACACAAUCCAACAUAUCAAAAACAAUAUGGGAAUGUGAAUUUUCAAUCAUCAAAAUUGUUGUCACAAACUGGAAAAUUAUCAACGGGUAAUGAUGAACCUAUAACCUCUAAAUAUAAUAGUGUCUUCGAUAAGUUAGGUCAAUUGGAACAUGAAAUUCUAGGUGCAAAAAGCACAGUAAACAUAAACAAUGGAAAUUUACAAACCACUUAUUCAACCAACCAUAAUGUAAAAAGCAUGCCUGUGCAAACGAGUCAACAAGAGUCCCACUUUUCAAAAACCAUAAAUGAAAACACACAGUAUAUAGAACCAGAAUCUGAAAUAGCUUAUUCUAAAUCAUUUAAAAAAGAUUCAAAAUUAGUAAUACAACAAGAUGCUAUUGAAAAUCAUACAUCAAAUAAUGAACUUUUUUCAGAAAAUCUAACCACACCAUCUUCAGUUUGGAAAAAAAUUGGAGAUAAAUUCAAAGGAACCAUUGAAAAUGCAAAAAACAAAGCCCAACAGUUAGCAUCUAAUAUUAAUGAUAAAGUAGGUUUUUCAAGUGUAACUGGAAACCCAUGUUAAACAUUAUUAUUGUUUAAAAUAUUUAUAACAAUAGGUUUUAAAAUAUAUUUUAAGCUUAUUUUUUUAUUAUUAUUAUUACUAAGUGUAAAAUUGUUUUCUACUAUGUAAAUAUUUGAAAUGUAUUUAAUAAUAACAAUUGUUUAACUUAUUUAUUUAUACAAAUGUAUUUAUUGAGAAUAAUUCACUCAUAAAAAUAUUAUAACUUAUAUAAAAGUUGUUAUUUUUUUAAAUUAAAAAAUAUUAUUUAUAUAUUA